Molecule: messenger RNA, 2640 nt
Organism: Microthlaspi erraticum
Lineage: Eukaryota; Viridiplantae; Streptophyta; Magnoliopsida; Brassicales; Brassicaceae
Source: the annotation of a GenBank genome assembly
AUGCCGAUGUGGCCGUCAUCAUUUGGUCGUCCACAAUGGCCAAUGAUGCAGUAUCCUUUCACACCAGCUUUCUCGCCAGGUUACAACCAGAUGGGCUCGCAUCAUGUGAAUCAACCUGGGCUACUUGGUCCCGGCCCAUCUAGGCCCACCAAUGAAGCUCACUUGAUUAAUGGUGGCUCGACAACCUCUACGCCGUCACUCAACAAUCUGUUGCCGGCUCAGAUCACCCAUGCUUUCAAUACAAUGGCGCUUCAAGACCCCAAUGACGCCCCAUGGUACAUGGAUACGGGAGACACCAACCACAUCGCAUCAAACGCAGGUAACCUACGAUUUACGUCUAAUUCAAGCUCAAUUCCUACUAUCACUGUUGGUAACGGAUCCUUAGCUAGAGUAACGACGCUUGGUCAAGGAACUAUCUCUUCUCCUUCUCGCUCUUUUACACUUAAUAAUGUCCUCGUCUGCCCAUCUAUCAUAAAAAAUCUUGUCUCGGUGAGAAAAUUUGCAACUGAUAACUCUUGUUCUAUUGAAUUUGACCCUUUUGGUUUUUGUGUUAAGGAUCUGUUUACUCGGACCAAGCUUCUCCGAUGUAACAGCCCUGGUCCGCUAUACUCCGUCCAACCGUCUCUCUCUGCUCCAUCAAAUCUUGCUCUCGCUGCUUCUCCUACGGAUGGUUCCCUUUGGCAUCGCAGAUUAGGCCACCCAAGCAAUCAAUCUUUAUUUCGUGUUUUAUCUUCUGUUUCUCCGUUAUGCAAUAAAACUUUUCUGAAUACUUUAUGUCCAGCUUGUCAACUUGGAAAACAUGUUCGACAACCUUUUUCUAAAUCUAAUACUUUGGUUUUUCACCCUUUUGAAAUUGUCCAUUCCGAUAUAUGGACAUCACCAAUUAAAAGCGUUAGUGGCAUCAAAUACUAUCUUCUCUUCCUUGAUCAAUUUUCUCAUUUUAUUUGGGUUUAUCCUCUUCACCGCAAAAGUGAAACUUUGUCCAAAUUCAUUCACUUUUCUACCUAUGUGCAGACUCAAUUUAAUUGCAAGAUAAAAUCUCUGCAAUGUGACAACGGGGGAGAGUAUGUUAACCGUGAUUUCCAAGCUCACAUGGACAAGAUCGGCGCCACAUUCCGCUUCUCAUGCCCAUACACGUCUCAACAAAACGGCAGAGCCGAACGCAUGCUCUGCACAGUCAACAACCUCAUUCGCACCUUGCUCAUUCAGGCUCACAUGCCGCACUCAUUUUGGGUCGAAGCUCUUCACACGGCGGUCCAUCUCAUCAACAUCAUGCCUUCCUCCGCCAUUGACAAUCAAGUUCCUUACACAAAGCUAUUCCAAAAAGAAGCUCGCUGCCAGCACCUCCGAACGUUUGGUUGUCUCUGCUAUCCCAACCUCUUGCCGAUGACACCACACAAACUCGCUCCUCGCUCAACUCCAUGUGUGCUUCUCGGUUAUCCGACGGAUCAUCGCGGUGAUCGCUGUCUUGAGAUAUCAACACAGCGCAUCAUACUCUCCCGUCACGUCACUUUUGAUGAGUCCGUUUUUCCCUUUGGUGCCAAACACAUCGUCUCAGAAACUGCUCCGCUCGUGCCUCCACUUUCAAUUCUUCGUUUACCUGCUCCUCCCAGCCCACUCAAUGCUCCACAGGUAACGUCUCCAUCUCCUCCUCCUUUUCCACCAGCUCCUCCAUCUCCCCCUCCAUCUCCUCCUUCUCCACCUCCUCCUCCAUCUCCUCCCACUCAAUCUCCUUCGCCCUCUCCUCCUCCACCUGCUCCUCCUGUUCAUCAUGCUAUGAACACUCGCAGCAAAAGUGGUAUCAUCAAACCACGACUUCCAUUGUGUCUUCACACCGACGUCACAAUUUCUCCCUUACCAUCGUCGCAUAUUCAAGCAGCUAAGGAUAGUCAUUGGAAUAAUGCCAUGACGGAGGAAUAUGAUGCUCAAAUUAAACGUAAAUCGUGGGUACUUGUCCCACGGCCAGUUGCUACUAAUAUCAUUUCUUCUUUAUGGCUUUACAGGCACAAGUUUCGCGCAGACGGCUCCUUAUAUCGUUACAAAGCACGACUUGUAGCGAAUGGAAAAUCACAGCAACCCGGCAUCGAUUGUGACGAAACAUUCAGCCCCGUGGUUAAGCCAGCAACGAUCCACACAGUCCUCACCGUAGCUGUCACACGCGACUGGCCUCUUCACCAACUUGACGUCAAGAAUGAUUUCUUGUAUGGAGACCUUGAGGAGACGGUGUACAUGCAUCAACCACCCGGGUUCGUCGACAAAACGAAACCCAAUCAUGUUUGUCUGCUUAAACGUUCUAUCUAUGGCUUGAAGCAGGCUCCACGGGCAUGGUACAACCGCUUUGCCACAUACGCACGGAAGAUCGGGUUUCAUCAAAGCAAGCUUGACCAAUCUCUCUUCAUCAUGUCUCAUGGCAGUGACAUCGCAUACCUGCUACUUUAUGUCGACGACAUCGUCCUUACAGCAUCAGCUCCCUCUCUCCUCACGAAAAUCAUUGCCAACCUCAACACCGAGUUUGAAAUGUCUGAUCUCGGUCCAGUCCAUCACUUUCUUGGCAUCUCCGUCACUCGCGACUCCAAUGGGAUCGUCAUGACACAGCAUAACUACGCCGCAGACAUUCUUCAUCGUGCUGACAUGACAUGA